UCACCCGCCAUUAAACACGAAGAGACGACGAAGACGAAGAAGCAAAGCGGAGCCCGCGGAGUCCGAGUAAGAAGAGACGGAAGAUGUUUUUCUUUUGUUUUAAUGAAAAACAAAAAGUACGCAAGCGGCUACACGUUUGAAUUUUGAUGUUGAGUCCAUUCAUGACAGCGCCAGCACAAGCAGGCUGUGAGCCGGCGGAGCUCAAGACUCCAAAUGCUACUGAAUAUAAUACACAUUACUUUGAAUCAUACAGAAAAUCAAAACAAUUCGAGGUUUUCUGUCAAAGCAAAGUAGUUUACAGCCUGAAGUACAGAGUCACCAUGAAUACUAGAUACUCUUCCAAGUUGAAAACUGCUUCGAAGAAGAAGCUUGAUAAAAGUCCCAACACAAGUGAAGCUCCUAUCCUACGCCGGAUUCUGCCCAAGAGGAGGAGAGGGACGGAAUUUGAUGAUAGCAACAUUAAUAAGGAAGACAAUAGCAUCCAUAACACAAUUAAUAUCAACAGUCAUGUCGAGGAGGAGCCUGAAACUGGUUAUAUUGCACAGGUAGUUGACAGAGGCUUGGAUUAUUUAGAAGGGUGUUGCUGGUCAACUGCUCCUUCCUGUCCAAAAGUCGCAGCCCCCAACAAAAAACUAAGACCACGAGCUGGCCUGUGCCCAUCUUGUCGGAAGUUCUAUCAGAGGGCCAAGAGGUUGAAGACUCCCAUCAAAAAUAAACUCUUGGAUAAUGAUCCCACCUCCUUGACAUGUGAUCAGUGGGUCCUACUAAAAAAGUGGAAGCCGAGUAGGCCAUCUCCCUCAAGAGGGAAGCUGUCCCUCUGCGUGCUGCGCCUUCAAGCACGUGUGAAGGGGAAGAAAAAAGCAAAGCAGAACAAGCAGGACGGACACAAACACUCGUGCUCAAGGCCGCAUCUUUUCCUUCAGAGGAACCUGACAAAGCCUUGCAAAGUGCCAGAAAGGAAGGAAAGGAAGAGAAACCGAGGGAAGAGGCCAAGAGAUGACUCUCAGGGUUCUCAAACCGGCGAGCAGAAACGUCUCCGUGGCAAAAAAGCCUCCCCGCAGGGGAACUUUGGCAACGGGAGCAAUCAGAGCAGCGUAGAUGCAACUUGUGCGGGUCUGGACGUUGACGGAUUUCACAGUGGAGAAAGCGCAUAUGAAAACAACUCAAAUGUGAGCGCUAAUAUUCCCUGCACUGACACCACAACGUUUCAGGUCAUCCCACCCAAGCAGGAAGCGCCGGUGAAGAUGUCACAAUUUCGAGAUUUGCUUGCCCAGUUGCGUGGCAACAAUAGUAUGAUAGUCAAAGAAUCCUUAUAGACACUUGCAGACAAUCCCGACUGUCAAAUUUGGUUGUUUAGUAUCGAUGAAGAAGUCCCCUUAUUGAAAUGUUUAGCCAGCAGUAGUAGUUUACGCAUUCUUCAUGUUAUUGUUUCAUAUUUAGGACAUCCAUCCAUCCAUUUUGCAUACUUUUCUACAUUGAAAUUCAAAGGUGUAGUGAAAUGAAUCUCCGUUUUUUUUUUCUAAAUUAGAUUUCCAAAUGACGUGUCCAUACUGCAACUUUCUAUUUAAAUCUGCAAAAAAGAAAAGCUGCAUUUGAGUUACUUUUGCUGUUGUUGAUAAAAUGAAGAGCAUUGUUUGAAAAUAUUUGUAGUUAGAACAAUGUCUUCUUUUCCCUCAGUUCUCACUACAAAAAUCGCACUACUGAUGAUCACCGGACUAUGAUUCCAGUCUGGAUGUGUAAGUCCUCUGAAAAGAGACGAAUGGCCGAAAUAAUUACUGCAUGUACAACGCCAUGUAAAAAAUUAUGUUAAAUUAUAAAUUAUACUUCUGGAGGGGAAAAAAGACAGAAUCAUUGCUAUUCCACAACAUUUUUAUUUAAAAUGACACUUGUGGCUUUAAGAAAUACACAACACACAAAUGGUGUAGCAGUCAAUUAAAUCAAAAUAUGGAUGAAACGAAUUGGAAGUGUCCUGGAUGAGUAAGCAAAAAAGACCAAGCUCUUAAGUCACGAUCUCUUCAAAAUAAAU
This is a messenger RNA of Syngnathoides biaculeatus (alligator pipefish), 2026 nucleotides long. RefSeq lists its product as uncharacterized. Bases 147 to 1316 code for a protein of 389 amino acids. The transcript has 6 exons. Lineage: Eukaryota; Metazoa; Chordata; Actinopteri; Syngnathiformes; Syngnathidae. The record is from RefSeq and is a predicted model, not a curated record.